Molecule: messenger RNA, 2579 nt
Organism: Melanotaenia boesemani (Boeseman's rainbowfish)
Lineage: Eukaryota; Metazoa; Chordata; Actinopteri; Atheriniformes; Melanotaeniidae
Gene: gnb5b
Product: guanine nucleotide binding protein (G protein), beta 5b
Exons: 13
Coding region: 73-1260 (395 amino acids)
Biological process (GO): G protein-coupled receptor signaling pathway; G protein-coupled dopamine receptor signaling pathway
Cellular component (GO): heterotrimeric G-protein complex; cytoplasm
Molecular function (GO): signaling receptor complex adaptor activity; protein binding
Source: RefSeq, a predicted model, not a curated record
AUCUACAGGAGCAGCUACCUGCAGUGCAGAGAAACAUUUUCUCGUGAGGUGUGUUGGUGAUCCUCUGCAGCCAUGUGUGACCAGACGUUCAUGGCGGCCACUUUCGGCCCAUGUGACAGCUGCAGCAAAGCAAGUCCUCUGAUGAACAUCUACAUUAAGAACGAGGCCACCAACUACUGCUCCUUCUGCGUGGAAAUGAUGGCCUGCCAGGGGCUCCAGAAAGGGGAAAGCCUGGCAUCUCUGAAGAAGGAAAGCGAAAGUCUGAAGAAGAAGCUGGAGGAGGAGCGAGGCAAGCUGAACGACGUGGAGCUGCACCAGGUGGCUGAGAAGGUGGAAGUGGUGAGUGCUCUCUCCAUAAAGACCCGCCGUGUGCUGAAAGGUCAUGGGAACAAGGUGCUCUGCCUGGACUGGUGCAAAGACAAACGUCGUAUGGUCAGCUCCUCACAGGAUGGAAAAAUUAUUGUCUGGGAUGCUUUCACUCUUAAUAAGGAGCAUGGGAUGACCCUGCCGUGUACAUGGGUUUUGGCGUGUGCAUAUGCUCCCUCAGGUUGUGCUGUUGCAUGUGGCGGCUUGGAUAACAAGUGCUCUGUGAUCCCGCUGUCACUCGACAAAAAUGAGAAUUUGUCUGCAAAAAAGAAGUUAGUUGCCAUGCACACCAACUACGUAUCAGGAUGCACCUUCACUAACUCCGACAUGCAGCUCUUGACGUCCAGUGGUGAUGGUUCAUGUGCCCUGUGGGAUGUGGAGAGCGGGCAGCUGCUGCAGAGUUUCCAUGGUCACACAGCGGAUGUCUUGUCCCUGGACCUUGCCCCAUCUGAGACCGGAAACACUUUUGUCUCUGGGGGCUGCGAUAUGAAGGCCAAUGUGUGGGACAUGCGCUCUGGACAGAACAUCCAGUCUUUUGAGAGCCACGAAUCUGACAUCAACUGUGUAAAGUACUACCCCAGCGGAGAUGCAUUUGCAUCUGCUUCAGAUGACGCCACUUGCCGUUUCUAUGAUUUACGAGCUGACCGUGAGGUUGCUGUCUAUCAGAAGGACAGCAUUAUAUUCGGUGCCUCCAGUGUGGACUUCUCUCUGAGUGGUCGCCUGCUUUUCGCUGGUUAUAAUGACUACACCAUAAAUGUGUGGGACGUUUUGAAGGGAAAUCGUGUGUCUGUUUUGUUUGGCCAUGAGAACCGUGUCAGCAGAGUCAGAGUGUCACCUGAUGGCACUGCACUGUGCUCAUCCUCCUGGGAUAACACCUUACGGAUUUGGGCCUAGAGUUGUUCUUGUGGAUUUGUUCCAGUUAGGACCACAGCAUUAAAAGAUGAUCAUCACCUCAAGUCUUUGCAUGAGAUCAACACUACUUCUAGAAAGUGUUGAUACAGACCUUCAGUUUGACAGACCUCUAUAACAUCUCUGAAUGAGAAUAUUUAAUGGAUAUUUAUUUUAACAGUAAGCCUAAGAAGUUUGGAUUCUCAUACUUCAUUGUUGGCUUCAUGGUUCAUAUUAUGUAAUCGUGUUAUUACUUGUGUAGUGGGGAAAUUAUUAUUUACAUAAAGGCCAAAGUAACCUGUAGAAAUCAAAAUUAUUGUUAAACUGCCAUGUAGGCUUACAGACAAUAACACUGACUAUCAUGUAAAUUAUGUACAUCAGUUGAACUUUCUUGAUGCUACUCUAUUAUAGUUUAUAUAACAAAGAAAGACACCUUUAAAUAUAACUGCUGUUUUGUUUAGGUUUCUCUUUCUAUUUUUAAAAUACAUACACUUGAACGGUCUGGGUCAGUAUUGUGUGAGGAGAAAUAAAGACUUUUUUAUGUAUGAUCACUCAUGUACAGGGAGAGGUGGAACAAAACACAAUCCAAUAAAAUGUCUGGAGUACUUGCAAAUCUUUUUAAUUUUAACUACUUGUGCCUCACAGUCUACUUUAAUUUCAGCCUGCCAGCACUGAGAAAGACCUAAAUUUACUCCCAAUAGAUGCCACCAGCACAGAAUGACUCAUCUGUGGUGACACUGUCACAAGGGAGUCGUACAUCACCCAGUCAGGGACCACUGGCCUGUAUCAGUAGAAAAUGCCUGAAAGAAGAGCAGAUUUCUGCCCUUUAUUAGAGAUUAAACUAAUACAUAUUUAAUAUCACUUUGUGGAUAUUGCUGUUUGAAUUCUCCACAUUUAAAGUACUGCAUCCCUGAUUGUAUAUAUCUGGAUUCCCCUGUGCCCAAAAAUCCCAGGACUUUGUAUUCAUUGUGGUUGAUCUGAAAAUCAUUUAACAGACCCUCUGAACAAACACUAUUGAUCUGUUUCUUUCUUGUGUUGCUAUCAGUAAGGCAGUAUCACUGCACACUUCACCAUGUAAAAAAGCAAAGCUGAAUGUUGUUUUUUUAGAGAAUUAUUAGUUGAAUUUAGCAAGUUUAAAGAAUCUAAUAUUGUAGACAUGUCAACAUGUCUAUAGUUUGUGAUCAAUGAGCUAAAUCACUGAGGUCCUGUAGGUUUUACCCAAAAACAUAGAACUGAAAAUACUUCAGAGAAACCACCAGUUUCACCAACUUGUGAUGUAACGGAUGUCUAGCCACAAUUUGUUUCCCUAAAGAAUAAACAGUUUU